This is a messenger RNA of Cutaneotrichosporon cavernicola, 2145 nucleotides long. RefSeq lists its product as uncharacterized. The coding region runs from base 1 to 2145 and encodes 714 amino acids. The transcript is spliced from 5 exons. The record is from RefSeq and is a predicted model, not a curated record. Lineage: Eukaryota; Fungi; Basidiomycota; Tremellomycetes; Trichosporonales; Trichosporonaceae.
AUGAUCUCCGUCCCAGACAGCGCCAAGCGCUGGGCUCUCCAGCCCACCCCGCUCCCAGAGGUCGAGGACGACGAGGCCGACGAGGCCGACGACAUCAGUAUCCUCGGUAACGGUAGCGAGUGGGACGACGACUGGUCCCCCGACGCGUACACCAAGCCGUCAACGACAGAGGACAACCACUCCAGCAACUCUCCCUUAGCCCCGUACCUUCCCCGCCUUCCGGCCACCUCCCAACGUUCCACCGUUUCUGCGGGCUCCACCUCAACCUUCCCUUCCUCGAGCAGCUCGCGCGCCGUCUCUUCCUCGACUGCAACCAGCACCAUACUGUGCACCCCUCCCUCCCCUCACAAGAGUUUGACAGGCUUCCCGGCCCUCCUCGAGAAGUAUUCGUACGCGGGAAAGGUUAGCAGCGGCAAGGCCGUCGCCCCAAUGUCCAACUCGUCCACAUCCGUCACCACCCGUCGCACCGAGGCAAAGUCCCUGCAGCACCUCCUCGCCCUGUUCAGUAGAGGCGUCACUCACAUCCCCGCCCACGAGAUCCGCACCCAGACGAAGAAGACUAUCCUCAGCGGCACCUACAUCGAGUCAAUCUUAUACGGCGACCGUCUCGUCCUCAAUGCUGGAGAGGCCGCUCUGAGCGCUGGAGGCGGCCGUCCAGCGAGUGCCACACGUGCCAUUGCCGCCUGCCCAGCCCGCUACGGUGCAACCAACUCCCUGCCGGCGGCAAUGGCACUGGCUCACGCCCACUGUACCAUGCACGACGUCUUCGCGUGCGACGCUCGCCUCGCACCCGCUGACGAUUACUACGACAUCCUCCGGGGAUUCCUGACUGCACUAACGGACUGGCCGGCCGUUGCCACUCGAACCGAUAAGCCGCUAGACAGUGACGUCCUCAAGAUACUAGACCUCCCUCCGUUCGAGCAUGGCGGUGGCUUCUCCUUGGGUCUUCGCAGUGAGGCGUUCGAGGUUUCGCUUGACUCGUACGGGAAGCGCGGUGUCUGUGGCCCUGCACUCGUGCCCAAGAUGACGGAGAAGAACAUCAUUUGGUCUUCCUCUCAACAAACGCUGCUGGACGGAUGGUUUCCGUGGCUCUUCGUCGAGCCGCUUGGCCGAUGCGACGACGUCUCGCAGGGCUACAUACGUCUCCUCAGCACAAUGCGCACCAGCCUCGCCAUGUACUCUCGCCUCUACAAGCAGGCGGUUGAAGCCCAGUCUGCAUGGUGCACUCCCCGCACGGAAGCAACGUGCAUCGUGUACGGUCUCCAGACAAUCGGUGUCACCUGGCACAUGUUCACCAUGGCCGAGGACGAUGGCCAAUUUGCGACGGCCAUCCUCCGCCAGAUCGGUACCGAAGCCAAGCCACGCCUUCGCUCUAUCCGCGACUGGUUGACCUGUAUUCUUGUCGAUCACAAGGUCGUGGCACCUGCUGCUCCUAUUCCUUCAGGUGUCGCUCAUCUCAAUCUCCCCUCAGGCAUCCCCAUCCCCGAUACCACAUCAGGUGUCGCUCAUCUCAAUCUCCCCUCAGGCAUCCCCAUCCCCGAUACCACACAAACAACCCAUGCCGUCUUAACCACGCCUCCUUGUCUGGAUCCACACCCAGCCACGCAGCUAUCGCCUUGCAACCCGUCUCCUCAGCCGUCCUGGAAUCCCUGGGUCGAACCUUUCCAGCCGUCGAGAUCCAACUCCCUCUCUACUUUGUCCUCUGCGCUCCCGCAUGAGCCAACAACCCCUGACCAGGCGGUUGAGCAAAUCUUCGCGCCAGCGCCUCGCCCGCUUCCUCUCUCGAUAGAUACGUGGCGAAACCUUUCGACUCCGUACCAGUUCGGGCGUCCCACACCGCCACCGUUCAACUACGCCGCCGCGUACGAGUACUCAUGGCCGCUGCCCAGCGAGAGUUCCGCGGCCCGAGCCGGAGGAUUCGGCACGGCGUACUCGUCGUGGACUUUCCCCCGCCACAUCCCGACUGCGGCCAUCGUUCCGAUGAAGCGAGCGGCGUCGGGCCCCAUGCCCGAGGGUCAGGCGAGAGCUUUCCGUCCCAGAGCCCUCCUCCACUCGCCGGGCGCGUCGCGCGGUUCGUCUACGCUUGGUGUGGAUCGCAUCUCUACCCCUCCCCCUACCCUCCUUUCCACCGCCAGGGCUUACUAA